AUGGCGAACCCUGAGCAGCUGCAUGGGCCCUCCUAUAUCCUCGACCUACGCCUGUAUGACGACGAAGACCCCACCGAUGCGGAUCUGGCAAAGGACUAUAACACACUAGUGGCGAUCUUCCCAGGCAAAUCAGAGAUGGAGAUUCAGCACCACCUCCAGGAGAUCGUAUCUGCGGACAUGUCGAAGCACGCAGAGAUCCUGAACGGACUUUUCUACGCCAUCCUCACAUACCACACCCACCCUGGAAGCCCAUCAUUUGGAUCAAACGACCCUUCCAACAGUGUCAACGGAAACGCCUCUACACCAAACCUCAACCGUCAACAUUCUUACUCCUGCCAGGCCUUAGCGCGACUUAUGAGGCUGGUCCAGCGCGACAGCUAUGGCCAUGUUUUCAAGCAGACGCGGUACUUUUGUUCAUACCCUAACUUCCCAAAGAUCCGACCCGCCGUGCGAGAGCAACUGAUCUGGAUUGUCGGCCAUAUCACAGACGCACGGAUGCCAGCGAUCCACUCUAUCGAGCAACUCUACACUGCUUUGAUGAAACAGAUUCGUGGAGGAGAUGUCUCGAUCCCCAACGUACAGCAUGCGGAAUCUAUUCUCCGCUUACUCCAAGGCAACCAGGAAUUUGUGGACGCAUCGACAGUCUUGAUCGCCUACUCGUGCUACACUUAUUUGCGUAUCAUUCUGGAUCACGGCAGUAGUCGACUAGCAGUUCUUCGCCAGCAGGAAGUGAACUAUUGUGUCAGGCUGUUGCGAGAGAAAUUCCGGGAGUGCACAGAGCUUGGCCGAGAUCUCAUCCGAGCGCUGCAAGACGUGGGCAGAGGGAUCCCGGAGUUUGAGGCGAUUUGGGUCGACCUACUGUACAAUCCCAGGUCCCUUAACCCGCAACUGGAAAACAUCCGACAGAUCCUUGCUGUGCCUUCUCAAAAGAUCUACCUGGCGAGCAGACUUUCUUAUGACAUGGAGCAAAAGCUCCUGCACAUCCUGGAGCACAUCCACAAUGGACAGCACUACAGGAAUGUCCAGUGGUUCACCGAGCGGUUUCUGCCUACCCCUGAGUCUGACACCCUUUAUCCGGAUAUUAUGCGCUAUAUCUGUGGCGUUUAUCACCCUGCCAACGCAGUAUUGGCUGGCCCUACUGUACCGCGCUAUGCUCUUAUUCAAACCUUUCUCAGAAACAUCAGGUCUCCUGUUACAGCUGCCAAUGUCAAGCUGGCACUGAUGUACGACUGGUUGUUCUUCGAGCCAUUAAGAGACAGCAUUAUGAACAUCGAACCCGCGAUGCUUCUUAUGGAGAGAUCGCUUGAGCGAGCACCAUACUUGACCGCCAUCAUGAUGGAGUUCUUGUUCUUUGCAAUUGAGAACUAUUGUCCACCACUGCGCGAGUACAUUCAAGAGCACGUCGCCAAGGCAGCUCAGUCGAUCACCGAAAAGGGCGUCAUCAGGUCUUUCAAACUUAUAUACAAGGCCCCUCAAUUGAAUGAGUUUCCACUUAUCCGUGAAUACAUGCGCUCCAUGUUUCACGCUCACGUGGCCGACCCAGCCGAUCAGAACCAGGGACUACCUUUGUCAAGUGGUCUUACAUCAGACAAUCCGGACGAUCUGGGGGAAGGAGAUGAUGGAAACAAUGGUUCAGGAGACUUUGAUGGCUCACGGGAUGAACCUCAGACUGGUUUGGAGUGGGAUGAUUCUGACGAUGAAGGCUCACUUCCCCACAAGGAGUCAAAGAAGUCUGAUCCUACAACAUCAUCGUCACAUCGUUCCCGUGAAUCGUCAAAGGAGCCGAUGCAGGUGGAUGAGUCAGGAGCGCCCUCAAGCAGCACGUCGUCAUCUGCUUUGGCUCAAGGCGACGAAGAUGACCAGGAGGAAGAUGAGGUGAUGGAAUCCUCUGCAGACAUUGGGUCGGGCAGCAAGAGCAGCAACGUCCCGCCACAAGUUCAGUCACGCACUCUGUUGGACUGGACCAUGACGGACGAGGAUGGCGCAGGCGUGUCAGAGUCGGGCACAGGCGACAACAGCAAAAACGCUUCAACCACUGGCACCCCAGAUCCGGAAGCCUCCCUCUGGAUUUUUGGUGGUCUUAUCCAUUCAUUUAAAAGCGCAUACGAGGCGGAUCCCGAUUCACAGGAGACAAUGUCUACCUUCCGGCAAGUCUGUGAGGUUUAUGAAGCAGGAGUCGGUGUUGAGAGCGCUGAUAUGGCUCAGAUGUUUGGACAGGAGAUCUGCAUGUUCGCCAGGAAAUGCCGUAUCCCAGAGUCGUAUGCGGCAGUACGGAUUCGCUCCAAACCACUUGUCAAUGGACGACGCUCCCAGGAUCAGGACGAGCCAAUGGAGGAGGACCCCGAUGUUAUGGGAGCUCUGAUGGCUUGUCUCUGGAGAAUCACCGAGACGGAAGGAUGGCAGGGUGCUGAAAGGGUUGCACAGAUGCUAUCGAGUUGCGAGGCCUCUGUCGAACCGAGCGCGCGUUUACUCAGCAUGUGGUACCUGAUUGGUCUCGUUCAUGGUUGCCGGAGUAGCGCCUCAUCCGGAGCACCCAUCACCCUGGAGGAUUCACUCUCAUUAUAUGGAUCGUACCUUCAGAACGCCGCUGAGCGCGACUUUGCUCAAGCACCGGACGAGGAAGGAGCUGAGAUGGAUCGGGAAGAGCGCGUCAAAUCGUUGGUCCAAGAAUACCUUGUCAGGGAUCUCCAAAACGUGCAGGAUCGACAGCCGAGCGUCUUCGAUGCCCUCGUGCCCCUCGUUCUCCAGUACUUGCCCAAUUAUAUCCCCAGGACCGACUCGUUCUUGCGCAUGGUGAUCUUUUUGGCGACACCAACCCAGAUCUACUGUCUUUCGCUUGGAUUAUCACAGCGGCAGUUUAUCUUGUUUUCGUCGCUCCCGUCGGAUGAUCGCGCACCAGCCAAGAACAAGGGCAAGAAGAAGAACAACAACUUGCAGGAGGACUGCGGAUCACCCGGCUCGAUUUAUUCAUCGCUAGCGAGCGGAUGGGAACCCAGGGUGGGGACAGAGACGGUGGAAGUCAUUGGGCGGACGUUGGAGUGGGGCACAUUCGACCAGAUGGGGAUUUGGCAAUUGAUUGUUUCUGAGUUCGGAGGAUUCAACAAGGCUAUUACAGGACUUCUCAACGCGAGCUGGGUUCCUGCCAUGACCUCGGUUACUCAGGCUGAGGCACUCGGUGGACUUCUUAACCUGAUCCGUACACUGUCUGUGAGCCCACCGGAUAUCCGCCUUGGAACCACAAUUGUGCGGAUUGCCAGCAGGGCCGACCUUGUCUCGGACGACAUGACGCAGUUCUGUCAGAGAUGGGUCGGUCAGUCGGCAAGCACCUACCCAGACCAUCUUGGGGCCAUUCUUCUGUCGUUGAGUGACAAGACUGCAGCGCCGAUCUGGGAGGAUCUUGACGAUCUUAAUCUGGGAACUUCUAGCAGCUCGGUACCGACAACACCAACAACCAAGACCACUCGAUCCAGGAUUGGCAGCGGCGGUCAGUCCAAGAGAACCAAGUUGACUGUGAAGCAGCGGAAGGAGCAAGGAACUCUACUCAGAACGGCGCUCUCCCUUAUUCGAGGUUGGUGUGAGGCUUUGUCUGGAGAAGUAACGCAGCAACACUUUUUGCGAGUGUGGUCCGCACAGGUGCGCAGUCAAGUCCUGGAGGCCCUCACGGAGAACUUUGGCGCCAAUGAGAAGGAGGCUUGGCCCAAGGACUGGUGGAUCAAGGACGAGGACAAUGUCAGCCAAAACGAUGAAGACAUGGAGAGCCGGCACAGUGAAGAGGACGAUGACGAUGAUGACAAGGAGGACGAUGACGAUGAGGAGGAUGGUCGUGGCGGCAGCAAUAGCAGCAACAAGAAGAAGAAGAGCGAGGAUGAUGAAGACGAUGAGAGUGAUCAGGACCAACAGAGCAGCGACAGCGACCGGCGGAAAAAGGACAAGAAGCGCUUUGGAGGAGCUGCAUCUGGAUCGGCAAGUUCUAGUCGUCGCAAUAGCCCCAAGAUUGGAUCGGGAUCCUCUUCUACCAUGGGCAGCAAUGCUUCUACUCCUGCUGCAAACAAGAAGGGGUCCUCUGCUGGUGUUUUGAACUCCAAGUCACGUUCUACACGGGCCACAACUGCCAGUACCAAGAAGGCAACUCCUGUCAAGAAGGCUGCUGCCAGUCGACGACGCAAGAUUUCGGAGGAGGAUGACGAUGAGGAGGAAGAGGAUGAAGAGGAGGCACGGGGUGACGAGGAGGAAGAGGAGGAGGAGGAGGAGGCGCAGGACGAGGGAAUGGAUGAGGAUGAAAAAUCGGAGAAGGAUGAUGAGGAGGGAGGAAGCAACGACGAAGAAUCUGAGGAGGAGACCAAGGGUAGGAAGGGUAAAGGCAAGCGACCUGCCAAGAAGGCAGCAGCACCUGCCACUCCUGCCAAGCGAGCUGCGACGACGCGGUCUCAAGCCAAGAAGCCAGCAGCUAAGCCGUUGACUCGCAGCAACCGCCGAACUCGAAAACAGGAGGAGGACGAGGAGGAGGAGGACGAGGAGGAGGAGGACGACGAUGAGGAUGAAGAAAAGGAUGCCGAUGAUGGUGAGGACGAGGGUGGCGAUCAGGAAAAUGGGGAUAGCGAGGACGCGGAUGAAGACGAGGAGGAGGAAGAAGAAGAGGAGGAAGAGGAGGAGACGGCGAAGAAGGGUAAGCUGCCUGUGUACACUCAACGCCGGGCAGCUGCCAACGCCAACUCGAAACUCAAGGCCGCAUCUGCAGCAACAGCUUCCUCCGCAUCCAAGGCCAAGGCGUCACCCAAGUCCCGAGCCAAGAACAGGCGCCGCAUUGUCACUGACGACGAGAGCGAGUAA
Molecule: messenger RNA, 4830 nt
Organism: Linnemannia hyalina
Lineage: Eukaryota; Fungi; Mortierellomycota; Mortierellomycetes; Mortierellales; Mortierellaceae
Source: the annotation of a GenBank genome assembly